Tauraco erythrolophus (red-crested turaco) is the source of this 3894-nucleotide messenger RNA. Lineage: Eukaryota; Metazoa; Chordata; Aves; Musophagiformes; Musophagidae. The record is from RefSeq and is a predicted model, not a curated record.
AUGGCGGACACGGACCUUUUUAUGGAAUGUGAGGAGGAAGAGCUGGAACCAUGGCAGAAAAUCAGUGACGUGAUUGAAGAUUCUGUUGUUGAGGAUUAUAAUUCAGUUGAUAAAACUGCUACGGCUGGCAACCCUCUCGUUCAGCAAAGUGGGCAGCCGCUAAUCCUCACCCAGAACCCGGCCUCGGGUCUGGGCACGAUGGUGACUCAGCCAGUGUUGCGACCCGUGCAGAUCAUGCAGAACGCCAACCACGUCACGAACUCUCCGGUGACCAGCCAGCCCAUCUUCAUAACCACCCAGGGAUUUCCCGUGAGGAACGUGCGGCCUGUACAGAACACGAUGAACCAAGUAGGGAUCGUUCUGAACGUGCAGCAAGGUCAGACAGUCAGACCCAUCACCCUCGUCCCAGCCCCAGGUACCCAGUUUGUGAAACCGACAGUUGGGGUUCCUCAGGUGUUCUCUCAAAUGGCCCAGGUGAGACCAGGUACAACCAUGCCGGUGCGACCCGCCACCAACACUUUCACUACGGUCAUUCCGGCCACGCUCACCAUCAGGAGCACUGUACCACAGUCCCAGGCACAACAGCAAAGUAAGUCCACUCCCAGCACCUCCACAACUCCUACUGCAACGCAGCCAACACCACUGGGACAGUUAACUGUGCAGCAGCCAGGGCAGUCCAGUCCAGCUACUAACCCCAAAUUAGUGAGCAUUGCCAGCUUCGUGGCUGUCAAGAGGCCUGGAGUGACGGGUGAGAACAGCAACGAGGUUGCUAAGCUAGUGAAUACCCUGAACACCAUUCCUUCAUUAGGACAGAGCCCUGGCCCACUGGUGGUUUCCAACAGCAGCCCCGUGCACGGUUCCCAGAGAUCCAGUGUUUCCGAGUCGUCGUCGUCAUCUUCAUCUCCUAUUCCCACGUUCGAUUUGCAAGAUGGUGGCAGGAAGGUCUGCCCGAGAUGUGACGCUCAGUUUCGGGUCACCGAGGCUUUAAGAGGACAUAUGUGUUACUGCUGCCCUGAAAUGGUCGAAUUCCUCAAGAAAAGAAAAUCUCUAGAAUCUGAACCAAAUAUUCAAUCUGCAAAGCCUCCAUCUCCAGAAAAAACUACAGCUGUUGCUUCCCCACCCUCUUCUACUCCUAUCCCUGCGCUGUCCCCACCUGCUAAAGCUCCAGAGACAAGUGAAAACGUAGUUGACUCAUCCCAAAGUAAGCUCAUUAUGUUGGUAGAUGAUUUCUACUAUGGCAGAGACGGCGGCAAAGUGAGCCAGCUGCUGAACUUCCCCAAGGUUCCAACUUCCUUCAGGUGUCCACACUGCACCAAGAGGCUAAAGAACAACAUUCGGUUUAUGAAUCACAUGAAGCACCACGUUGAGCUGGAUCAGCAGAACGGAGAGGUGGACGUCCACACCAUCUGUCAGCAUUGCUACCGGCAGUUCUCCACUCCCUUUCAGCUGCAGUGUCACCUGGAGAAUGUCCACAGUCCCUACGAGUCAACAACCAAGUGCAAGAUUUGCGAGUGGGCGUUCGAGAGCGAGCCGAUGUUCCUGCAGCACAUGAAGGACACCCACAAGCCCGGGGAGAUGCCCUACGUCUGUCAGGUCUGCCAGUAUCGUUCGUCGCUGUAUUCCGAAGUGGACAGCCACUUCCGGAUGAUCCACGAAGACACGCGGCACCUGCUCUGUCCGUACUGCCUCAAGGUCUUCAAGAACGGCAACGCUUUCCAGCAGCACUUCAUGAGGCAUCAGAAGAAGAGUGUUUAUCACUGCAACAAGUGUAGGCUCCAGUUCCUAUUUGCCAAGGAUAAAAUUGAACACAAGCUGCAGCACCACAAAACUUUCCGAAAGCCCAAACAAUUGGAAGGAUUGAAACCUGGAACCAAGGUUACAAUCAGGGCAUCUAGAGGACAGCCACGGGCAGUGCCAAUAUCUUCAAACGACAUGUCGCAGGGCACAGGACAGGAAAGCGCUCCGCUGUCAUCCUCCACCGAUCCCCAGCCCAUCUUCCUGUACCCACCUGUCCAGAGGAGCGUCCAGAAGAGAGCCGUCAAAAAAAUGAGUGUCUUGGGGAGACAGACUUGCCUGGAGUGCAGCUUCGAAAUCCCCGACUUCCCGAACCACUUUCCCACCUACGUGCACUGUUCGCUGUGCCGCUACAGCACGUGCUGCUCCAGAGCUUACGCCAACCACAUGAUCAAUAACCACGUUCCUCGGAAGAGUCCAAAAUACUUGGCUUUGUUUAAAAACUAUACUGCCUGUGGUGUGAAGCUCUCCUGUUCCUCUUGUCUCUUUGUAACAUCUGAGGGUGAUGCAAUGGCCAAACAUCUGGUCUUCAAUCCCUCACACGAGUUUAGUAACAUCAUUUUCCGAGAGCCCGAAAGCGGCGUGGCGUGCCGGCCGGCCGCUGCCGAUUACCGCGACUCGCUGCGCUCGGGGGCGCACGUCCAGCCCCAGGACAAAAGCAUGAAGAACACAUGCCCCACCUAUUCCCCAAGCAAAGCUGCUACUGUGAACACAAAGUCUGUGCUGCCUGCCAAGGAUGACCUGGAGCCUGAACUGGCACCAGCAGCCUACCCCAGACCUCCGGAGCAGCGGUCGGUGAAAAAGCUGCGGGUCGUACUGUUCGCUCUGUGCUGCAGCACCGAGCAGGCUGCGGAGCACUUCCGCAACCCGCAGAGGCGGAUCAAGCGCUGGCUGCGCAGGUUCCAGGCUUUCCAGGAAGAGAACUUGGCGUCGCUGUCGGAGGGCAAGUACCUCAGCUUGGAGGCUGAAGAGAAGCUGGCGGAGUGGGUCCUCACGCAGAGGGAGCAGCAGCUGCCUGUCAAUGAGGAGACUCUCUUCCAGAAAGCCACCAAGAUCGGCCGGUCCCUGGAAGGCGGCUUCAAGAUCUCCUACGAGUGGGCGGUGAGGUUCAUGCUGCGGCACAACCUCAGCACCUACACGCGGAGGGCGGUGGCUCACCCCCUCCCCAAGGACGUCGAGGACAACGCCAGCUGCUUCAUCGAGUAGGACCUGCCUCUCUCCAUGAUCGCGGCCAUUGACGAAAUCUCCCUCUUCCUCGACGUGGAGGUGCUGAGCAGCGACGACCGGAAGGAGAACGCUUUGCAGACGGUGGGAACGGGGGAGCCCUGGUGCGACGUGGUCCUCACCAUCCUGGCCGACGGAAGCGUUCUCCCGACGCUGGUCUUCUACAGGGGUCACGUGCAGCAGCCCGCCAACGUGCCGGAAUCGAUCAUGUUGGAAUCGAAGGAGAACGGAUACAGCGACGACGAAAUCAUGGAGCUGUGGUUGUCCAGAGUGUGGCAGAAGCACACGGAGUGCCAGAACAGCAAGGGCAUGCUGGUGCUGGACUGCCACCGCACACACCUGUCGGAGGAGGUGCUCUCCUUGCUGAGCGCCUCCAGCACCCUGCCGGCCGUCGUCCCCGCCGGCUGCAGCUCCAAAAUCCAACCUCUGGAUGUUUGUAUAAAACGGACUGUGAAAAAUUUCUUGCAUAAAAAGUGGAAAGAGCAAGCCAAGGAGAUGGCGGACUCCACGUGCGACUCGGACAUUCUUCUCCAGCUGGUUUUGUGCUGGCUGGCGGAGGUCCUGGAGGUCAUCAGUGACUCUCCGGAACUCGUGCAGCAGUCCUUCCUGGUGGCCAGCGUGCUGCCCGGCCCGGACGGCACCGCCAACUCGCCCACGCGCAACGCCGACAUGCAGGAGGAGCUGAUCGCCGCGCUGGAGGAGCAGCUGAAGCUGAGCGAGGGGCAGCAGGAGGCGGCGGCGGCCGAGGCCCAGGACCGGACCGCGGCCGAGGAGGCUGCGGACCCCGAAAUCCUCCAUCAGCUCUUCGAAGGGGAGAGUGAGACUGAAUCGUUCUACGGCUUCGAAGAUGCCGAUUUGGAUCUGAUGGAAAUCUGA